AUGUCGUGUGGCCAGUGCGUGGGUAGACCCGAAACCCCGCUGCAGUGCCAUGCAGAAUCUGUGCGACGGGAGAAGCGGAAGGUUGCAGAGGACUUCUCGAUGUUGUUCCCCAUGUACACGGUGUCAGCAGAGGCUGCACUCGAGAUGAGCACCCUGAAGCCGCAUGAGGAGCUCUUGGUCUCGGGCAAGCUGUCGUUGUUCGAGGAUGGGAUGGGAAAGGCCCUCUUCGUCUCGCACCAGUGGGUCAGCAGAUCCCACCCGGACCCAGAGUUUAAGCAGUUCCGUGUUCUGCAAGAGGCUCUGCGAAAUAUCGCCCAUGGGAUAAGCCAGAUCUCGAUGGACACCAUCACAGAGGCAGUCUUCGGCCUUGCCAGAGGCAUUUCAACAUCGGAAUUUCAGGUCAGCGAGCUCUUCCUCUGGUAUGACUUCUUCUCUUGUCCGCAAGUUCCGCUUGUGACGGAUGAGAGUGGACAGCCUCAAAACGUCCAGCAGAAAGCCAUCAGCAGCAUUCCUGCGUACAUCUCGAGGUGUCAAUUUUUCAUGGCCCUGUGCCCAGUCAUUGACAGCCCAGAUGGAUCCCAGGUGUUUAGCCAGGUUUCUUGGAGUGGACGUGGGUGGUGUCGGGUGGAGAAAGCAGUACGUGAGUUGUCGAUUCAUGGUGGGUCCUGGAUUCUCGUCAAGAGUGCGAAGCACCAGGAGAUUACUGCGCCACUGAUGCUAGAUCCACCCGGAGAGGGGGACUUCACAUUGGAACGCGACCGUGCAGCAGUUGCUCCCGUUCUUCGGCACGUCUUGAAGGUGAAGCUGGUAGCCUACCUGGAGCAGGGCGACUUCACCAGUUACCGCCUGCUCUUGAACCAGCAAGGCGCCCGGCUGCGCGGCCUUCCCGCCGAGUGCAACGACGACCUGGUGCCGGGCUUCGAGGCAGACGCGGUGGCUCCGUGGCCGAGGGCGCUCGCCAAGUUCCUGCAUGAGAACGGUUUCCGGCAUCCCAUGGAACGCGAUGCAGCGGGUUGGUCUUGCCUGUGCUACGCAGCCAUGCGAGGCGACCCUGAGGUGAUCCAGGCGCUGCUCCAGUGCAGAGGGGACCCCAAUGAUAAGAUCACCAAGGGACAACCCCAGCUGGGCAUCGACAAGGGUACGCCGGUUCUGGGAAUAUGCACAAAGUUCAAGAACCACGAAGCCAUGAAUCUCCUACUUGCAGCUGGCUCGAAGAUCAGUGUCAGCGGGAUUCUUCAGACUGCCCUGAGCUGCGCGUGCUAUGUGGACGACGCAGAAGCGGUGCACUGCUUGUGCGCCUCCGGAGGCGACCCGAACGAGAAGAACCCAUUUGGUGUCUCGGCCCUUCGCCAGGCUUGCAUCACCGGCUCGCUGCAUGCAAUGCAGGCGCUGCUCGAGCACGCCGACAGCCUGGACGUGUCCCUGUCGCUGCAUUGGCUGGCGAUGGGGCAGCGCAGCUCCGCCAAAGCCCUGGACUUGCUCAUCCAAGCGCGCGCGGACGUGAACGAGCAGUACCUGCCCAACAGGACGAGUCCCCUGGGCCUGUUCUGGAUGCUCAAGGGCUUUCAGCAUCGAGCUGGUCGCCGGUCCACGCAGCUGCGCAGUGUAGGCUACCAUCACUACGGGGCCACGCCGCUGAUGAUUGCCAUCAUCUGCGGCAACUACGAAGCAGCUGCGGCGCUGAUGGUCCGAGGGGCCCGGCUCGAUCUCAAGAACUCCCGUUGCCGGACGGCUGCCGACCUCGCGCGGGAGAUGUGCUCGCCGGACUACCUGAUGGCGGCCUUGGGCGGGCAAAUGGCGCGCUGCGACUCCCUCGAGUACCUCCGAGCCCCGGCGGUGGGAAGGUUCGAGGGCCUGCCCGACCUCCUGCUGCAGGUCGCCACCUUGGAUGGUUCGGCCGUGUCUGCCGCCAUGGCGACGCAAAACUUGCGCUGCUUUCAACAGAGCCAGGUGUUCUGGUCGCGCGUCUUGGGCAUGUUCCAAGAUCUAGGUCUGCCGACCCCGGCCGCGCCUGCACCGGCGCCAGUGUGGCACUUCCGCACACCAUGGGCUGACAACCUCUGCUGGUCUGGGGGUCUAUCCGAGGAGCAUUGCUGCGAUCUGGCCUUCGGGCUGCAGGGCGCACCUGGCUGCUUCGACGACUUCUGGACCUUCCACCGCUGUUGCGUGCAGAAUUUGUCCUUCCCGCCCCUGGACGACGCGGCUUGCGGCAGCGGUGGGCCCUAUGGGACGACGCUGUUCUCCCCGCUCGAUGGUCCUCCAUGGGUGCAGGACGUGCCCAGCCCAGAAGAGCCGUUCGUUUUCCUUUGGGAUGAGAAGUCGGGUGGCACAGCCUUCAUGCAGUGGCUCAAGUACUCCGUUUGGAAGCUGGGCAAACUCGACUCUGCCUUCAUGUACACCAUGCCCGGCCAUCCGGUCGCAGUGGGAAGCCCAUUCUACCUGAAGACGGCUGGGCCGCAGCAGAGGGCAAGGUUCGAAAUCGUCUCUGGCCACUUCGACUGGCGCGCGCUGCAUGAAGGCAUCGACUGCCCAAGCCGGCAGAAGGUCCGGUGCUUCGUGCUUAUUCGCGACCCAGUUGACCGCUUCUUGUCCUACUACCGCGAGCGGACCGAUGGUCGCUUUGCGCAAGGGCUCGGGCGCGGCCCGUCAGGUUGGAGCGCGGCGGCCUGGCGGCGCUACCUACGCGGAGUGCAGCGCACGCGUCUUUGGUACGACGGGCAGGAGACGGGCCUGUUCUGCAACAGGGAGAACAUGCUCUGCGUGGAUCUGGACAAGACGGGCACGGCACACCCGCUGUCCCAUCGGGUGAGGCCCAAGAAAGCGCAGGAGAAGUUCUACUUCCGCUUCCUCGGCGGGCCGCAGAACCGGCUGGCGUGGAUGCUGGACCCGGAGCACGGUCAGGCGCGGACGGCCAUCUGGCGGCUGCGCCGUUGCGUGGUGGGCUUGCAGAUGGAGGACCCCCAGGGCUUCCACGAGGUGCUCGGGCACCACUUUCCCUGGAUCCAUGAGCUCAAGGUCGCGAGCUACACAUCUCACCAAUUGCGCCGCCAACGGGUGCCAUCUCCAUAUGCGAUGUACAUGCUUCCGCCUUUGGCUCAAGCCUGGGCGAUUCUGGCCUGCAUGUCGGCAAUCGACGUCCAGAAGCCGUACUGGUGCCCACCAAACACCUGGAAGGGCAUCUGGGUAGGCAUCUGCAAGUACCAGGCAACAUGUGAGAGUUUGGCCAUGGCCGGCCUCACCUGCGAAGGUGUGGCUCUAAUCGACCAGUGCAACGUGAUUUGUGCCCCUCCAUGUUGCGUCACCACGUCCACGACCACAAGGACGAGCACGGCGACGGGGACGACGAUCAGUGCAACACAGACGACUUAUACAGAGACGCACACUGAGACUAGCAGCACCACGGCAUCGGUCAGCCAGACCAGUACCUUCACCAUCAGCACCACGGGCACCGGAUCCACAGUAACGCGCACUGCGACCCUGACGAUGCCAACGACCACAGAAGCGCCGCCAACGACGACACAGGGCCCAGCAGCUGUUAUGCGGUUGGCCAUGCGCGUGAAGGUGAUGAACCCGGACGACUACAUCGAGUAUUUCGAGGACGCGCGAGUGAAGGGUGCUUAUCUCCGCGUCAUGUCCAACAUCACUGGCGUGCCGGACGACCAGGUUGGGUUGGACAUGAUGGCCCAGACGAUGGGGAACCUCACCAUCAUCUUCACGUUGACCAUCCCCUAUAUGGACAACGGCACGGCGAUGGUGCCUUCUGUCCCCCUUGGCCCUAUGCAGGCCAAGCUCAUGGGGAUGAGCAUCGCGGGCUUCAACACAAUGAUUCAGGAGGCGGUGGAUGCGGCCACAGGCGAAGGUACCUACAGCCAGCAAGUCCUCAGCGUGUCGGAGGCAACCGGCUCAACGAACGAUGUCAGUGCCGCAUGUUCCGGGCGGCUAGCGAUAUGGGUGGUCCCGCUUUGGGCACUGGUGGCAGCCCGAGUGCGGAGAUGA
Molecule: messenger RNA, 3996 nt
Organism: Symbiodinium natans
Lineage: Eukaryota; Dinophyceae; Suessiales; Symbiodiniaceae
Source: the annotation of a GenBank genome assembly